Molecule: messenger RNA, 3331 nt
Organism: Syngnathus acus (greater pipefish)
Lineage: Eukaryota; Metazoa; Chordata; Actinopteri; Syngnathiformes; Syngnathidae
Gene: rfx1b
Product: regulatory factor X, 1b (influences HLA class II expression)
Exons: 18
Coding region: 150-2681 (843 amino acids)
Biological process (GO): regulation of transcription by RNA polymerase II
Cellular component (GO): nucleus
Molecular function (GO): RNA polymerase II cis-regulatory region sequence-specific DNA binding; DNA-binding transcription factor activity, RNA polymerase II-specific
Source: RefSeq, a predicted model, not a curated record
GUGAAGGCAAGGCGCCAUAGUCACGGUAGUCCUGGCGACGAGAACCAAGCAACGGGAGUCAACAACCCGAAUGUAAGGAAAAAACUUAGCACUAAAAUGAUAAUACCGGGGGAAAAACAGAGAGGUGGCGCCUCAAAGGAUUGGUUGCCAUGGCAACUUCUGGCUACUCAGAAGACCUCCAGCCUCCGCAGACCAACACGGUAACCAUAGCAUCAACUCCGGCUUCCACCACACCCUCUUCCACCAAGACAGCAGCACACUUCCUGGCCGGACUCCCACUAACCUCUGGAAGCAUUGCAUCAGCCAAUCAAUCAGCCAAAACUGGACAGGAUGCACUUUCGUCCCAAGCUCCAUCUACCCAGGCUCAGAGCCAGAAGGCGGCUGUUCUAGCGGCUCCUACACAGCACUAUAUAAGCUCAGAAAUCCAGCACACUGUGGCCCAGAAGAGUAAUGGUCAGAACACCUCACCCCAAUACAUCAUAGUGACGGUUACAGAGGGUUCUGCGCAGUCUAACGACAGUCUGUCAGAAUCCAGCUCACCUGCCCCGGGUGUGCCUACACGGGUGGUCCAGCCAGUGCAGACCACCACUCAGCAGAGGUCAGUGUUGCAGACGGUGCCACAGGCUGGCAAGAGGGUUCAGUCAGGACACGUCAAUAAUCUGCAGUCUGCGCACAUCAACCAUGAGGUGGAUCAGGCGUACUCGGGCCAGGUGCAGUAUGUGGACGGAGGAGGCUCCGACAAUGCUUUCACCACCUCCUCUAUCCGGCCAGGCGGCUACUCUUUUUCCGACUCACCCCUCUACUCUCAGACCCCUCCCGCCUCCUCCUCCAACUUCUACGAGGCCACGUCUAGCUCGGAGUCCGACAUCAGCGGCUCGGUGACCUCACAGACUCUCUCCUCCUCUGUUGCAGCAGCAGCUGCUGCCAUCGGGGGCACCUCUGCGAGUGGCUCCGGUUAUGUCAUUCAGGGGGCUUAUUUGUUGGGAGGAGGGGGUGGAGGAGGACAGAGCUACUCCAGCCCAAAUUCACGUGCCCCUCCGGCCACUGUGCAGUGGCUGUGUGACAAUUACGAAGGUGCAGAGGGGGUGAGCCUGCCUCGCUGCACCCUCUACUACCACUACCUGCUACACUGCCAGGAGCAGAAGCUGGAGCCGGUCAAUGCCGCCUCCUUUGGCAAACUCAUCAGGUCCGUCUUCAUGGGGCUCCGCACCCGAAGGCUCGGCACGCGGGGGAACUCAAAGUACCACUACUAUGGACUCAGGAUCAAAUCUGGCUCCCCUCUGCUCAGACUGAUGGACGAACAGCAGAUCACGGCAAUGCGGCAGGAGCCGUUCCCACAGAAAAGCAGGGUAAAGGCGGUUCAGAAAACAGAGGGGAUCGCCAAUGGGACCUCAGGGGGGGCGUCCCAGCAGCAGGCAGGAGUGGUUUGUGAUAUUUCGGCCCAGGUGCAGCAGUACCAGCAGUUCCUGGAAGCAUCACGUCCGUUGCCUGAUUUCGUUGAGAUGAACGUGCAAGAGCGCAGCCUGCCUGAUGGGAUCCUGCCUGAACACCUCAAGGCCUUUCAGACGCUCUACAGGGAACACUGUGAGGCCGUUUUAGACGUGAUGGUGAACCUUCAGUUCACUCUUGUGGAGACACUUUGGAAAUCCUUCUGGAGGUUCAGCCAAAGCAGCGAACCAGAAACUCUCAAUCUUCACCACGAGUCGGAGAAACGUCUGCCAAAAUCAUGCCUCGUGCUGCUGUGCAAGUUUGAGCCUGUACUAAACUGGACGAGAACGUGUGACAACCUGCUCUAUCAGACGCUGGUGGAGAUCCUCAUCCCCGAUGUGCUCCGACCCAUCCCCAGUGCCUUGACUCAGGCCAUCCGUAAUUUUGCUAAGAGUCUGGAGAGCUGGCUGUCCGGCGCCAUGAUGAACAUCCCAGAAGAGAUGGUUCGCAUUAAGGUGGUGUGUGUCAGCUCUUUUUCCCAAACGCUGCGUCGCUAUACCAGCUUGAACCACCUGGCCCAGGCAGCCCGUGCCGUUCUCCAGAACUCGGCUCAGAUCAACCAGAUGCUCUCUGACCUCAACCGUGUAGAUUUCACCAACGUUCAGGAACAAGCGUCGUGGGUGUGUCAGUGUGAGGAUCAAAUCGUCCAGCGGCUGGAGCAAGACUUCAAGAUGACCCUGCAGCAGCAGAACUCCUUGGAGCAGUGGGCCUCGUGGCUGGACGGCGUUGUCUCUCAGGUGCUCAAACCUUACGAGGCCAACCCCGUCGCCCUGCCCAAGGCCGCCAAAGUCUUUCUGCUCAACUGGUCCUUCUAUAGUUCGAUGGUCAUUCGGGACCUGACCCUGCGCAGCGCCGCCAGCUUCGGAUCCUUUCACCUGAUCCGCUUGCUGUACGAUGAGUACAUGUACUACCUGAUCGAGCACAGAGUGGCUCGGGCGAAAGGAGAGACCCCAGUUGCCGUCAUGGGAGAAUUUGCCAGCACAGUCAAGAACCGAUCCACUCCGGACCUGGAGAAAGAUGAGGAAGACGAUGACGAGGACGAGGAGAGUGAGGAUGAAAGCGCAGAUCUGGUCUUGCAGUCCAGCUCUCUGAGCAUGCUGGAAGACAAGGAGCUGUUGGAGCCACCCGCCAAGCAGCCCAGGACCUCUUUAAGCCUGCACAGUCUGACAGAGACACACAAUACACCGGCUUAGAGGAAAACACACACACACACACACAGAAACCUUUGCUUUAACGCCAUCAAGUCAUCCCAUCCUGCACCCUUUGUCAUGUGUGCUGGGUGUUGUUUGUCGAGUGUGCGCAUGUUUAAGAAAACAGGAGUGCCCUUUAUGCCAAUGAUGUAUUUUUUGCUUUUUUGUGCUGCCAUUUUGUUUCUCUUUUGUCAUGUAAUCGUGUAUGAUCCCUGUGCCUUCCCAGAACAUUCAGUGGCCAGCCCUGCACAAAUACCACAUUACCUGAUGGACACUCAUGAUAUUUCCCUGAGUCUCCCUUGUCCUGCCUUAACCACUAACCAGAUAAUGUAGAGAAAUUGUCCUGGUGAUGUCCAAAAUCACUCAUAUUGCCCUUUAAGCAAUGUCUAUGCAGGGGUGUUUUAUAAUCAGGAUUAAUGGAUUUUAUGGGCUCACUAAUGGACAACUGGUUGUGGAUGCCAUAUUUCAUUUACUUUCUGUACGUCCUUUUUAAUUUGGCCAACUAACUGAUUCGCUGUGCCUUUGAGAGAUUGCUAGCCCAAUUGAACUUGUAUUCAAUAUCGUGUGUAUUGUUGCAUAUAUAUAUGAGGGUUCUGUAGCCUUGUUGUCUUGAACUUUUGUAGCUAUUAAAAAUCGUGAGCCAUGUCUGUCGA